CAAAUAGAAACUCGGCUAACAGCUACACUCUUCUGCUCUCGACACUGCUGCUACUAAAUGAAAAGAGAAAGUUUUUCACAUUUCACAGACUUACUGAUUACAAAUGCUGUGUUAUGGAGUAAAGUGGAUUAUCUUGACCUCAAGUGCAAGUAAGGAUUCACCGUUUUUUGUAGAGUGUGAGAUAAAGGACUCCAAAAAAAAGGGGGGAAAUGUUUCAGGUCAAUGCUUCUGAUAAACCGACACACUUGCACUGAGAUGACAAAGGUUGAACUCAGGCAAGCCCAUCCUUGGAAAAUCAUUGAAGGCAGUAAAUCAGGAUUGCAUUAUUAGACUUGAUAAGAAAGAGGGUUGGAGAGAAUUAUUAAUUUAUCAUAAUGUUUAUGAAUUGCAGAAGGGUCCGAAAAUGGACUUUUCUACAGCUUGUCUCAAUGUGCUGUAUCUUGUCAGUGGUCAUGGUUUGUUGGGACAAUGUGGAUCACCAUGUUGUGAGCCAUGUGAAGUCAUACUCCUACCGCUAUCUGAUCAACAGCUAUGACUUCAUCAAAAAAAGCCUCAGUGUCAGCCCAGAGGAAGCUGCCCGGUUUGGUAGUUUCCCAUAUCUGUUCAAUAACAAGAACAUCUGUAAAGACCAGGAUGUGUUGCUGCUUCUGUUUGUGAAAUCUUCUCCAGGAAAUUUUAAAAGAAGACAGGCUAUUCGCUCCACUUGGGGUAAUGAGUCCUACAUAAGUAAUGAGCUGGGUGUUAUCGUGAAGGUAGUGUUUGCAAUGGGCCUCCACCCAGACAUGCCCUCUAAGAAUAUCCUACAGAAGGCAUUACACAAGGAACACAUGAACCACAGUGACCUGGUUCAGCAGAACUUUCUUGACACCUUUCAUAACCUCACUUUGAAACUUCUACUUCAGUUUCGCUGGACGCAUGAGAACUGCGCCCAUGCCCGGUUCCUUAUGUCUGCUGAUGACGAUGUAUUCAUCCAUGUUCCCAAUUUGGUGCACUACCUUCAGGACCUCAGAAGACAGAAUGUGCGUGACCUCUGGAUUGGCCACAUGCACAGGGGAGCACCUCCCGUUCGCCGUAUGAACAGUAAGUACUACAUGUCCUUUGAGAUGUACCAGUGGAACUCCUAUCCAGAUUACACUGCUGGGGCUGGGUAUGUGGUCUCGGGAGACGUGGCUGCCAAAAUAUAUCAGGCCACCCUGUCUCUUAAUGCCUCGAUGUACAUUGAUGAUGUCUUCAUGGGUAUCUGUGCCAUUUCAGCAGGCGUCUCGCCCCAAGAACAUGUUUACUUCUCGGGUGAGGGGAAAACACCCUAUCACCCGUGCAUCUAUGAAAAAAUGAUCACCUCUCAUGGACAUGAGGAUGAUGUCAGGUAUCUGUGGAAGGUUGCAACUGCACCAGAGGUAGAAGGUAUAUCCUCUGGAUUGUUAGGGAAGCUGUAUUGCACAGCUGUGAAAAUAAUGCUUCUUUGUAAGCCAUACUUUUCGAACACCUAUUCAUGCCUGGCAGCUUUUACAUAACUGACUGUGAGUCCAAGCAGUAUUUCAUCAUUUUUGUUUACUUUUGUUUUCGAUGUUAAAUAUUGUGUUAUUUUUCCAAUAAAUAUAAAAACUAUGCACAUAAGAAUUUGUUUACCGCUUCUGCUUUUUAAUGUUUUAAUUAUUAUCGGGCUUUUGCCAGUUUUUAUUUUUUAUUUUAUUUAUUUAUUUAUUUGUAUUUAUAGUUAAUGUAGAAUAGACACAAAAUCAUUGGGAGGAAGGGAGAACUGGGUAGGAACAUAUCAUGUGCCAGAAUCGAAGCCUACUUCUCCCACAUGAGCAGCUGGUUCAUUUUUAGUUUAUGAUACCCAAUACAUUUACCAAUGUUAGGCUGACAAAUGCAACCUUAUUGCACAGUGUUACCAAGUAAUCAUUAUUCUGUACAUACAAGUAUAGUAUAAUAUACAGUUUUUUUUGUUUGUUUUUUUUUACUGUGAUUUUGAAAUUAUGACCAUGCCUCAUUCCUCGCAGAAAUGUUGCCAAAAAAUGUAUAUUUGCCAUAUCUGUUUGUAUAACCCCCUUAUCAUUCUGAAUUAAAACACAUAUAAACAGCAUUAACAACCAUUUUCUUUCAGUUCAUUUAAAAAUCAGCUAAAAGAUCAAGAUACGAGCCUAUUUAGUGAGUCCUCACAUAGAAAUUUGGUUUUGCUGUGCUAAAUUGCACAUUAUACAUAGAAUUUGGCCACCACUAAAAAUGGAAAAAUAAGCACAUCUACAUGUUGCAAACCUCUUUCUGAUCACCAAAAAAAAAAAAAAAAAAAAGAAGAAAAAAUAAA
Myxocyprinus asiaticus (Chinese sucker) is the source of this 2308-nucleotide messenger RNA. RefSeq names its product lactosylceramide 1,3-N-acetyl-beta-D-glucosaminyltransferase A. Lineage: Eukaryota; Metazoa; Chordata; Actinopteri; Cypriniformes; Catostomidae. The coding region runs from base 375 to 1514 and encodes 379 amino acids. The record is from RefSeq and is a predicted model, not a curated record. Gene Ontology annotation, biological process: brain development. Gene Ontology annotation, cellular component: membrane. The transcript is spliced from 2 exons.